CAUUCGACUUAGAUAGUUUGAAAUUCACUACUGUUCAAAAAGGUCUUCGAAUUUGACUGGGAAAAUGAGGUGCCUAGCAAUGGUUGCUUUGAUUUGCACGGUAUUGGCAGCGAUGUUGUACUCAGUCAAUGCUCAAAUGCCCCAAAUGCCCCAAAUGCCGCAAAUGCCUCAAAUGCCUGGGAUGCCUGGAAUGCCUGGUGGUAAUAAUGGCCUAAUCGAUCGUGCACGUCGCUCAGCCCAAGGCGGUGGCGGCGGUGCAGGUGGUGGUGCUGGUGCUGGUGGCGGUAUGGGAUUUGGCAUGGGUGCUAAUAUGGGUGGAGGAGCACAAGGAGGUGGUCAGGGUGGCCAUUAAUUUUUUUCUUGUUCAAAUAUUUAAUACAAUAAAACAGAGCAGUACAGAUACAUAUUGAGAUAUUUUAA
Bactrocera latifrons is the source of this 420-nucleotide messenger RNA. Its product is annotated as putative glycine-rich cell wall structural protein 1. The record is from RefSeq and is a predicted model, not a curated record. The transcript has 2 exons. The coding region runs from base 65 to 352 and encodes 95 amino acids. Lineage: Eukaryota; Metazoa; Arthropoda; Insecta; Diptera; Tephritidae.